ACCAAAUCCAAGAAAAUUAUGGAUGCUGAGAUUAUUUAGUGUACAUAACCAGCUUCUUCCCAGAAAAUCUCUCUCUCUCUGUCUCUCUCGCGAAAGAACCCUAAAUCGCGUUGCGGAGCCGAAACUACAUGGGUCAAGGAGCAUCCCAGCCCAAAAGUAAAAGGUUGACGCGUAGUGAGCGCCAAGAUGAGCUUCUUAAGAUGUGUCAUCUCCCUGCGACAGUUAUUCGUCGCCCAAACACGAACCCAGAUGGAUCUGAUAUUCCAAGCAUACCUGGUUCUGAUUUUGAGUUUCCUGAUCGUAAUUGUGAGACCUUGAUUAGGAUGCUCUAUCAGGCAAUGAGCAGGAACAAGGACCUGCUUCUGGCACAGUGCUAUCAGGUAGCGGUGCGGGAUAGUUGUGGUAUUGAGGUCGACCUCUCGGCUAGUCUUCCCACUAAAUCAUGAAGCUCUAUGGACAUUGUAGACAUUUAUUGCAUUUGAGAUGAUGAUCCGUCCAUGUUAAGACGCUGUAACUCUCUGUUGUUGUAUGGUCAGUAUGAGUUUCCUAGCUUGAUUGCAAGGACUGGUCC
Rosa rugosa (rugosa rose) is the source of this 571-nucleotide messenger RNA. RefSeq lists its product as uncharacterized. Bases 129 to 446 code for a protein of 105 amino acids. The transcript is spliced from 3 exons. The record is from RefSeq and is a predicted model, not a curated record. NCBI's taxonomy places the organism in Eukaryota, Viridiplantae, Streptophyta, Magnoliopsida, Rosales, Rosaceae.